Molecule: messenger RNA, 420 nt
Organism: Podarcis muralis (Common wall lizard)
Lineage: Eukaryota; Metazoa; Chordata; Lepidosauria; Squamata; Lacertidae
Gene: SLIRP
Product: SRA stem-loop interacting RNA binding protein
Molecular function (GO): RNA binding
Source: RefSeq, a predicted model, not a curated record
AUUGGCUGGCCGGCGAGAGCCCGCCUUACUUCCUCCUGGCUUUCAACAUGGCGGCGGCAGGUCCUUCCCGGCGGCUCUUCGAGGUCUUCGUCGCCCGCGUGCCUUGGACGGCGGGGCCAAAUGAAGUAAAACAAUAUUUUGCUCAGUUUGGCUCUGUGAGAAAAUGCCUGCUGCCAUUUGAUAAAGAAACGGGAUUCCACAAAGGUUUUGGCUGGGUUGGAUUUUCUACAGAAGAAGGUCUUAAAAAUACUUUGCAGAAAGACACUCAUAUUCUAGAAGGAGCUAAGCUUGAUGUGAAACGUCAGAAAAGCAAAGGCUACUUUUCAAACAGAAGAACUGCUGACAUCAGUUAAAGGAAGGAGACUUUAUUUCACUGCUGUAUAAAGAAACUAAAAUAAACUUGGAUAUGUAUUCAUCUCA